Molecule: messenger RNA, 2388 nt
Organism: Parascedosporium putredinis
Lineage: Eukaryota; Fungi; Ascomycota; Sordariomycetes; Microascales; Microascaceae
Source: the annotation of a GenBank genome assembly
AUGCUCUCCAGACGGCAACGUCAGGCUCUCAUCGCCGCGACCAACGCAAUCUCCAUUCCCCAUGUCAAGGAGUUGCCGCACAAGGUUGAGGCUGUAGAGGAAGAGCCGUACACGAUCAAGUGUAUCUGCAACUUCCCUGAUGAUGAUGGAAACACGAUAUUUUGCGAGACAUGCGAAACGUGGCAGCACAUUGACUGCUUCUAUCCCGAUAAUCGCGAAGAGGCUCUUCGUGAGACCUUUUCGCACUAUUGUCACCAAUGCAAACCCCGUCCCUUGGACCACAAGAGGGCCAUUGAACGGACGCAAAAUUUACGCAAGGCUAUCCUCGAAGAAGAGGAGACGCACGAUAAGAAGCCGAAGCGGCCUGCAUCAAAAAGCCACAAGAAGAAGCCGAAGCCCAACGACCUCCUCUUGAAUGGCACCAACAACGGCCAGGAUGGCAUCACCCAUCAAAAUCCUGUCGAUGUCCAUCACCCUCCCGCGAAGAAGCCUAAAAUCUCGCACCGUCCUUCUCACUCCAUCAGCUCCCAACCCUCCAAGAAAAGCCCAUCCUAUGGCCAAGCCAAACCUCUUGUCAACGGCCAUCAUCAACAACAGCCAAGUCCAGCCAACACACCUCCCGAUCUGCCCAUGGAUUUCGAACUUCACAAUUAUUCCGCCAAUUUCUUCUCCCUUCACAGUGAGGACGAUGUUCAGAUCGUCCAGAACAACUCGUUUGCGACCCUGAAUAUUUCCAACACGAUGUCGCUCUGGCUCCACGAUCACGAUCGGAAACAAGCCCUUCGCGUGGAGCAAAAGAGCUACUCACCGACCCCGGAGAAGAAGUUGAGGCUGCAAUACCUCACGACACCCUCUGCCAUUGAGAAGGAGGUCCCUCUGAUGGAACUGAACGGAAUGAUCGGAUUUCAGAAUGACUACUGCGCGGACCCCGAGAGCUAUUGGCCAGAACUCACAUCGCCCCUCCCCUUUGUCUUCUUCCACCCUCUCCUGCCUCUUUACAUUGACACUCGAAAAGAAGGCUCCGAAGCCCGCUAUGUCAGACGUAGCUGCAAGCCAAAUGCCGUUCUCGACACCUACCUGUCCGGCUCCGGGUCUGGGGGCUCAGAAUACCACUUUUGGCUCGUCAGCGACAGAGACAUCACCGCCAAGGAGCAAAUAACACUUGCUUGGGACUUCAGGUUUCGUAAUGAAGAAAAGGCGCGAUGGCUUCACCGUCUCGGUCUUGGCGAUGACGAAACUGAUGGCUCUGAAUACCCCGAAAUGGAUGAUGCGGAAUACGAAACCAUCUCCUCGUGGCUGCAUCGCUUACUUUCCGAAUAUGGCGGCUGCGCUUGCGACCUGGGUAGUAAUUGCGCAUUUGCCCGCUUCCACCGGCACUACCUUGGCAGGACCCAGGCCCGCGCGAAUUCGAAGAAGAAGAGGAAGGCCAAGACGCAAAACGUGUCCCCGACGAGUACCGGCUACGCAACCAACAGUCGCGCCGCCAGUGAAGGUCAUGUGGAAGACGGCCUAGAACAUGAUGCUCAGUCAACGUCCUCACGAAGUAAACCACCGAGCCGCGACCGUACCCCUUUCCAACAAAACGGUACCUUUGACCAGCUGGGGAUACUGACCGAGCCGACGGAUCGGGAUAAGCGUAAAUUCGACAAAAUCAAAGUCAUCUCGGACACCGGCAAGCACGACACCCAAUCUCGCGAAUGGCAACUAUGUGGAUGCAAGCACGUCUCGGAGCAACGCUCCCACCCCCAGCCCGAAGCCACGCCGAAGAGUCAUCUCUCUUCCCAGCGCCUCCUGAAUAAUCGCCACCGGCAAAAGGUCGACGAGGUUGACCGCCGCAAGUCCGACGUCGCUCAGACUGAGACUACCGCGAUGGACAUCGACUCCCCUGGAACGGACCAUCAUUCGACAUCCAGCUCCCCCGUUAUGAUGAAGGACACUGUCUCAACGACUGCGACCUCGCCCGCGCCAACACCCGCUGACAUUGCCAUGAUUGAUGCGUCUUCUGUAUCUCCGUCGACGCUACCGGCGCAGGUCAUACCAGAAGGAAUUGAGCCGACGGUGAUUGGCAUAGUCAAGAUCAGGACUCCCGAUCUGAAAGUGCAGAUGCCACCUGUGCCGACCUUUACAAACGCGAUCAACGGUCCAUUGACUAGCAGCGUGAGCCCCUUUGGGCCAUCAGGCGUCAACGGUGUGCAGCCGAGCCCCGUGAAGAAGAAGCUUAGCUUCAGCGACUAUCGGAAAAGUCGGAUGGACAAGGAUAAAGCUACGGUGAAGCCUCCGGGGUCAGCUACACAGUCGAUACCCGAGGAGUCGAAACCCACCACGACCUUGCCUCAUCUAAACGGCGAUUCUUCAACCGUUGACCAGCCAAUUCGCGACGUCGACUAA